GCGAGCUAGCGCACGCGCGACUUGUUUCUGCCCGAGCAUGCAAAAGAUAGCCUUGCUUUGCGCGGUACGGCCCUCUACACACGCGACAGUUUAUGCAUGGUGUUUUGAGCAUGCUGCACGUCGAUUCGUAGGAGAGAAUUGAAGAUUGCCAGCCGGUUCAGACAUGUAGGCGUCUUGCGCCUGGCACUUGCGACGACGUCAGGCUCGAUCCGCCGCGCUUGUGACCACAACAAGAUCAAGAUGAGUUCGCCUUCGCUGCCGUCCUUGUCGGACAUACAGCCCGUGACGCGGCCCCGGGGCUUCGUCACUGCUAGAUCUGUACUGGCCGACCUUGAGUUGCAGAGCAAUCACGACAGCGAGCCGCCAGAAGCAAUUGCCCCUCCUGAUAAGCCAAAGAGAGGACGGCCAAAAAAAGCAGCCAACCCAGACGAUGCUCCCCCCAAACCGCGAGCUCGCAAGAAGGCAAUCGCCAAUGGAGUAUCGGAUGUUGGCGAUAUAGACAAAACCACUGCAAAACCCAAAGCGCGCAAGAGACAGGCUGCCACGACGGAUGUUCAGGAAGGCGCGUCAGAGGCACCUCCUGCUCCCAAAAGAGGUCGUCCGAAGAAGGCUCCUGCCAUUGAAGAUGCGACGACACUUGCUACAACCACAGCGGAUGCGUUGGAGACAACGAAGCCAGUCGCAAAGCGAGGGAGAAAGAAGGCUAUCGAGUCUACAGAUGCUCUCGAUGCCACCGUAGAGAAGCCAAAGCCGCCACCAAAGCCUCGGAAAACAAAGGCUCCAGCCAAAACAAAGCCAAGCUCCGACGAUGCGACCACGGUCUCCGACGGGUCUGCUCUUCCUGUCGCAGAGGCAUCGGGCCCUGCUGCACAACCCGUUGUACAGGCCGAAACAUUGACCGAGGGACUCGAUCUUGAUGCAGCCCCCAGGCGUAGACGAGACUGGACUCCACCGACCGAAUCUGCCUUACCUCCAUCGUUCCAGCGAAGUAGCGACAACUCGCCCGAUCCCGAACCUGGUCCAGCAGACGCUCAAGUGGAUGAGGACGCUGCGGUUGAAACUUCGGCGCCGUUGGACUUCACGAAACUGAUGGGCGACUUUGGUUAUCAAGAAGACAACCCAAGGCCGCCUCCAUCUCUGUCUCGGAACUCGAGCGAUGCUGCCACCACCAAACGCAAACGUUUAGACACUGUUGAUGUCGCUGCGCCGGAAGAACCAAAGAAGCGCAAAAAGAAGGAUACACAGCCGAAGGAGCCGAAGCCCAAACCGCCUAAGAAGCCAAAGGCCCCCAAGAAGAAGCCACUCACCAUUACCGCUCUUGCCACAGCUGCCUACCUCCCGCAACCCGUCAAUGCCAACGAGGAUCAGACCAAAUUGAUUUCGGACUUUUUCCCACAACCACAGGCUGGUUCUGCCACUCUUCCUGCUGCUGAAACCACGACUUUCACAACAACCGGAAUUCCCAAGGGGAAAGCCGCUGAGGACAAGUCAGCACCGAAAAGGAAAAGAGCAAAGAAAGUACAAAUCACUGUGCCCGAGGUCCACAUCAAGCUAGACUCCCCAAUAGCAGCUGCUGAGAACAUGAAGAGACAACAAUGGCUGUUUGGAAGCUCGAGUCAAUUGGCUGGCGCCGAGUCCCCUACUGAGCUCCGCGACCUUCAGCGGGCACUCAAGGAGUCCGAAGAGAUGGUUUCCUCUCAACACAUGGAUAUUCUGCAUGCGACCAGUUAUGCUCACGUGCCAUCUGCUCCGCACGGGACCAGUCUUUCCAUUGGACAAGCCAACAGAGUACUAUGGAUGUCUGCUGCUAGAGACUUCGAGGAUUCUACCUUCGCAUCUGACGAAAAUCCCGAUACUGGUGAUCGAGGGUUUGUGAGUGAGGAAUUGCUACUGCCUGAACAUGUCAAGGCUGCUUCUGAGCCGUGCCAGCUGCAGGAGAGCAACCCACCGAUCGAGGUGUUGACGAUAUCUUCGUCGGCUCCGAAUCAGGUUAAUUCGCCUGACUCUGGAUUUGUAGACAUUGAUCAACUUGCUGGUGGUUCGCCUCGAGCAUGCUCUGUGGCCGAAAGACCUGGACCGGAGUUGACGAUAACUAAGGAAGCACCAACCGUUGUCCCCACAUCGCAUGAGAUCAUCUCCCUGGAUACAACUCCAGAAACAGAAGUUGUCCCUCGGCGUGCUCUUGGUGCCCGUGACCCAAACCAAAAUAUGAGUAGAAUCAUGGUCGAUCCCGAGAGCAAUGAGUCUGUCGUCUCUCCGAAAAAGACUGUACCUGAACCAUUUGUGGUUUGUCUGGAUUCGCCGGACAAGAAACCUCGUGGUCGGUCGCGAAAAGUGACAAGCAGCGCAGCUCCGGAUAAAUCAUCUAUCAUGGUCAGAAAGGUAGUUGAUGCUUCAACUACUACCAGAGAGGAUGCGAGACAACGAUUCCUUGCUGCUGCAAGUCCAACGCCGAUCUACCUCCCAUUAUCCCAGCAGGCGCUGCGAGAGAGACCGUCUAGCCCAAGUCCUCUGUCGUCGUCCAAACCGAGAGGAAGGCCGCCGAAAUCAGGGCCCGGUCCGAGGCAUGCGUCUCCAGCACGACCAAGAGGUCGACCGCGAAAAUCUCCUAGCCCAAGCGCUUUACCUGUCUCAUCGCAACUUCGCAGAGCGCCCGCCGUCACCGGUGUUUCUUCUCAACAUGCCGCAAUCGUCGAGCCCUCAUCCGACUACCUCGACAUCGACGCAAUCUCAGAUGUAGAGAUGGCUUCCCAUGCUCCAUCUCCGCCGCGACGGCUACCCAACUCACCUCCGAAAGCAACAUUAGAGUUCGACAUACCGCCUCCACCACCCCUUCCCACCGCAGCGACUUCGGCUAUUCGAUGCAGUGCUAAGCAGCUUCAGGCUGAGUGGUCCGUCAUUGCUGUAACACUGUUCCCUAGAAUUACAAAGACUGUGCGUUCUACGCCUCCGAGUCGUGACCACAAAGCUCCCACGUGGCAUGAGAAGAUACUCUUGUACGACCCCAUCGUUCUAGAAGACCUUACCUCAUGGCUGAAUAGCCAAGGUAUUAGGAUAGAGGUCUCUGUACUUAGGGGCAAGGGAAAGAAGAAGGCUGGCGAGGCAGAGGACACCAUGGAGACAGUGCAUGAAGAACUUCAGCCUUGGAUGGUCCAAAAAUGGUGCGAGGAGCAUUCUGUAUGUUGUUUGUGGAAAGAGGGGCUAAGGGGAGGCGUCAGGCAGAAGUAUUGAGUACCUGUUGCGUUUCGGAAUAUUCUUAUUGCAUUGGGCCGGAUUAGAACCACAGGGGGCGCGCCGUCAGCGACAACUGAUUUAAACACAUCAUCAUGGAAGUCACUGGUUGUUCAUCCAUUCGACAUGCCGCCUCAUGUUCUGGAUUCUCUGAUCUAUCAAAGCUAGAGGUAGUGCAAUCGUCAUCCUAAAACCUGCUCGGCACGGGUCGAGCGUUGGCUUGUUCCUGAGAUAUUUUGUCACCAUCGAAUAUUCACUACUCUCAACAGCGUUUGUACGUACAGAAACUGACAAGAGCAUUUAUCAGGGACACAAUAGUCGUACGAUAUCGCAAUCACCUAAGAAGAACUUUAGCUGCUUGUUCUAUGCACUGUGGGAGAUCGGAGUUGUUUGGAGCCA
Messenger RNA from Aureobasidium pullulans EXF-150, 3630 nucleotides. RefSeq lists its product as uncharacterized. Gene Ontology annotation, molecular function: DNA binding. NCBI's taxonomy places the organism in Eukaryota, Fungi, Ascomycota, Dothideomycetes, Dothideales, Saccotheciaceae. The record is from RefSeq and is a predicted model, not a curated record. The coding region runs from base 241 to 3231 and encodes 996 amino acids. Gene Ontology annotation, cellular component: nucleus; Slx1-Slx4 complex. The transcript has a single exon. Gene Ontology annotation, biological process: DNA repair; DNA replication.